AUGCCCAAGGCCACCAAACAAAAACGGGGCGGCGCCAGCAGCGGUCCUUACGACCGCAAGGCGCCGUCAAAAAGCAGCUCGGCCAAUACCAACAUCUUCCGCUUCGACAAGGACUUUGGCCAGCACAUCCUCAAGAACCCUGGUAUUAGCGAUGCCAUUGUCGACAAGGCGUUCCUCAAGCCGACCGAUGUUGUCGUCGAAGUCGGUCCGGGUACCGGGAAUAUCACCGUCCGGGCCCUCGAAAAGGCAAAGAAAGUCAUCGCGAUCGAACUCGACCCCCGCAUGGGCGCCGAAGUGACCAAACGUGUUCAAGGCACCCCCCUCGCCAAGAAGCUCGACGUCAUCCUCGGCGAUGUAAUCAAGAUGCCCGAGAUGCCGCCCUGCGACGCCCUUAUCUCUAACACCCCGUAUCAGAUCAGCAGUCCGCUGAUUUUUAAGAUGCUGGCUAUGCCUAAUCCGCCGCGGGUGGCUGUUCUGAUGUUCCAACGGGAAUUUGCGAAACGGCUGGUUGCGAGACCGGGAGAUGCGCUGUACUCUAGGUUGAGUGUCAAUGUCAACUUUUGGGCGACGUGUAAACACAUUAUGAAAGUGGGAAAGCAAAACUUUAAGCCACCACCUAAGGUUGAAAGUGAUGUCGUCAGGAUAGAGCCAUUGAUUGGUUCAGCACGCCCCAACGUCGCUUUCGAGGAAUUUGACGGUCUCCUCCGCAUUGCUUUCAACCGCAAAAACAAGACCCUCCGCGCAGCCUUUAGCAUAAAAGAAGUCCUCGCCAUGUGCGAGCGGAAUUACAAAGUCUACUGCUCCCUCCACAACAUCCCCAUCGACGAGUCCAUCACCACCAGCACCACCGCUGCCACUACCUCCGACGACAUGGACGUUGACAUGGACGACGAUGACGACACCGCCCCAGCCGACGCUGACGCAGAUCAAGACGAAGACGAAGAAGACGACGAAGACGACAUGCCAACCUUCUUCAAAGAACUCCAAGACGCGGAAGCCGCCAAGGAAACCGCCAAGACGCCUAGCCGGAACCCGAAAUCCAAGAUUGCGCUUGUCGUCAAGGCCAAGGUGGAGAAGGUGCUCACGGGCACGGGGCUGGGGGAGAAGCGGGCACGGCAGUGUGAUCAGAAUGAUUUUUUGAAGUUGUUGUUGGCUUUUCAUGAGGAGGGGAUUCAUUUCUCGUAG
Dichotomopilus funicola is the source of this 1185-nucleotide messenger RNA. RefSeq names its product S-adenosyl-L-methionine-dependent methyltransferase. The transcript is spliced from 11 exons. Gene Ontology annotation, cellular component: nucleolus. Gene Ontology annotation, molecular function: rRNA (adenine-N6,N6-)-dimethyltransferase activity. Lineage: Eukaryota; Fungi; Ascomycota; Sordariomycetes; Sordariales; Chaetomiaceae. Gene Ontology annotation, biological process: rRNA methylation. The coding region runs from base 1 to 1185 and encodes 394 amino acids. The record is from RefSeq and is a predicted model, not a curated record.